Molecule: messenger RNA, 711 nt
Organism: Pyricularia grisea
Lineage: Eukaryota; Fungi; Ascomycota; Sordariomycetes; Magnaporthales; Pyriculariaceae
Exons: 1
Coding region: 1-711 (236 amino acids)
Biological process (GO): mRNA splicing, via spliceosome
Cellular component (GO): spliceosomal complex; U4/U6 x U5 tri-snRNP complex
Molecular function (GO): nucleic acid binding; zinc ion binding
Source: RefSeq, a predicted model, not a curated record
AUGUCGAAAAACAGCUCCGCAUAUGGCACCCCGGCGGGGGACACAUCAUUUCGCAAGACGCGCAACCCUGAAGAGUACGCAGCAAGGGCCAAAGAGCGCGACGAAUCCGAGGCGGCCGAGCGCAAAGCCCGCUACGAGGCAAAGCUGGCGGGAAAGAAGUACCACAAGCCGAUGACGGGCGACGAAGAAUUCACGUCGGCGCGUUCCGAGGUGAUGGACUUUAGUGCGCAGGUCGGCAAGACAAUGCUGGUGCCGGCCGGGGCUGGCCAGGGCAAGCGUGGACGCGGCGCGGGCUUCUACUGCGAGGCGUGCGAUCUCACAUUCAAGGACAACAUUCAGAUGCUGGAGCACAUCAACACGCCACAGCACCAGAUCGCGACUGGGCGGAACAUGAACGUGCAGGCAGCCACGGCUGAGGAGGUCCAUGAGCGAAUCGAGAAGUUGUGGAGGAGACAAGAGAAUAGGAAAAAGCAAACGGUGUUCAAGCUCGACGAGAGGCUUGAGCUGCGAAAAGAAGAGGAGGAGAAGGAGAGGGAGGAAAAGAGGAGGAAGCGGCACGAGCUGGCGGAGCGCAAACGAGCCGAGAAAGAAGCCGCCAGCCAAGUUAAGACCGAGUACGGCGAUGAUGUGAGGAUAGAAGGAGAGCAUGAAGAGGACGAUAUGAUGGCCAUGAUGGGAAUAGCCGGGUUUGGAACCUCGAAGCAAAAAUAG